AUGGCAAAGCUGCUCCUGCUCAACAUUGGCUACGACCUGCUCGCUCGGUGCACCUCCAUCGUCUCCCAAACAACCGACGGCCACCCGUUCCAUCUGCGUACCUUGGACUGGGGCGAGGAGGGCUGCAUUCUGCGCGAGCUCACGUUCGACGCCAUUUUCACGCGGGGAGGCGUCGACCUCUUCCGCGCGACCACCCAGGCAGGCACAGAGUCCCUCACGCCACUCGCACCUUGGCCCUUCAUCACCACCCACCACCUAAUCCUCCUCACCCUUUUGUAUGCAGGCUUUGUCGGGAUAUUCACUGGAAUGCGCUACGUCGACGAUCAAGAUGGCGGCUAUAGCGUUUCGCUCAACUAUCGGCAGGUGACGAAUUCGUCGGGCGCGGUGGCGUGGAACGCGUGGGGCCUGCUGACCCAGGCGUGGCCUCUCGGACCCAUGCUGCGACACACCCUAGAGCACUACCCCUCCUAUCGGGAGGCCCUCGACUUCUUCACCACGGCGCGAAUCGUGGCGCCGUGCUACCUCAUCAUCGCAGGCCUCAACCGGGACGAAGGGGCCUUGGUCACACGGGACCGGGAUGGCGAAGUACAGCGAAAGGAACUCGGCUCCAGUUGUGGUACGCUGGUGCAGACGAACCUCGACCAUUGGCUCGACGCUGUGGACCCUGCGUGGGCUGGCGAGGACCGCCUUCUCCUGAGCUCCGUCGAGCGGCGAAACGCGGCCAUGGAACUGAUGGACGAGCUACUGGCCUCCUGGGGCUCGGCGCCGUCGCACAGUGACGAUGAAGAAGAAGAAGAAGGCAAGGGAGCGAUAGGGUCCGUCGUCAUUGAUGGCCACGGCGUCGAGGUGGCGGCGGAUCCGGAUCGCGACUCGGGUGCGCGAAGCGAAGCGGCUGACGACGAGGCGAGGCCUACGAGGGUGGUCGACGGAGAGGAGCUGGCGCGAUGGAUGCAAGUGCUGACCACGCCGCCGGUGCUCAACCCGGCCACGCUCUACACGACCAUCAUGUCGGCCUCGCUCUCCCGGCGCUUGAACCCCGCCUCGACCGGCCCAUCACCCAUCCCCGACGAUGAUGAUGAUGAUGAAGACGAAAAGGACGACAGGCAGAAGAAGGAAGGAGACACCACCAGCAGGGGUGUCUACCUGAGUGUGGGUGUGAGCGUCCCCCACUGCUCGUGA
This is a messenger RNA of Acanthamoeba castellanii str. Neff, 1179 nucleotides long. Its product is annotated as Ceramidase. The record is from RefSeq and is a predicted model, not a curated record. The coding region runs from base 1 to 1179 and encodes 392 amino acids. The transcript is spliced from 5 exons. NCBI's taxonomy places the organism in Eukaryota, Discosea, Longamoebia, Acanthamoebidae. Gene Ontology annotation, molecular function: hydrolase activity, acting on carbon-nitrogen (but not peptide) bonds.